Messenger RNA from Planococcus citri (citrus mealybug), 890 nucleotides. RefSeq lists its product as uncharacterized. The transcript has 2 exons. The record is from RefSeq and is a predicted model, not a curated record. NCBI's taxonomy places the organism in Eukaryota, Metazoa, Arthropoda, Insecta, Hemiptera, Pseudococcidae. The coding region runs from base 90 to 635 and encodes 181 amino acids.
ACAACCGUCAUCAGUUUUGUGAAUCAUUCGUGGCAUUUCAUUGUAUUUUUAAUUUUCUAUUUUAAAUCGUGUGUAUUUAUAACAACAAGAUGCUGAGCAAAGUAGUAGCCAUUUUGUCGACAGUUCUAGCGUUGUCGAACGCUCUAAACAGUGUCCAGGUGGUGAAUACGAACGCCAAUAUGCAAAGCCAAAGUCAAAACCAAUACCCCUACGGUAGCGGCGGAUACUGGUCAAGGCCGAAUAACCAAGUCUACCUCAGCGGAGCAGUACGCAGCUACCAAGGAGGAUACCCAUCUUAUGACCAAGGCUACUACCCAUCCAACAUCGGUUACCGUUAUCGUCGCCAGGUGCCCGUAACGCCGAUCGUCAAAGAAGCCAAUGCCCAAUACCAAUACCAAGGCAGUAACCAAUACGAUGAAAGAAUCAACCCAAUGUACAACUCCAACUACGGCGGCGACUUCAACACCCCUUACCCAUACUCAGAUGCCUACCGGUACAAAGAAAACAACCAAUACCAAUUGCAAGGCAAUGCUCAAAGUAGAGUCGAAGGAGAUCCACGAUUCGGCGACCAAUUCAACAACAGAUACCAAAGUCAACAGCAAGGAUCGUUGCAUCGUCAACGUUACCAGUACUAAGUGCACCGUAAUUUCAUAUCUAGUACGCCAAAAAAAAACCGCGGAGCAGAUUCCUAUAGUAAGAUGACCUCGGUUUUGUUCUGUUUUUUUCUCAUUCUGCUCAGCUAGUUUUCAUGUAUUGUAAUCGUGCAUUUUUUUGCGUCGAUUCGGCUUUUUAUCUCGCUCGCGAAAAUAUUCAUUUGUUUUGGCUAUUUCAUUUCUUGAUAAUGUAUUACCACGAUAAAUACUAUCAAUAAAAUGUUGAUAUUUUACCUA